Medioppia subpectinata is the source of this 656-nucleotide messenger RNA. The record is from the annotation of a GenBank genome assembly. NCBI's taxonomy places the organism in Eukaryota, Metazoa, Arthropoda, Arachnida, Sarcoptiformes, Oppiidae.
UUGGGCACAAAAAUAAUAUUCAUUCAGACAAUCACUUCAUUUGAUCCCAAGAUAUGGCACAACACAUGAAACACAAGAAAAUAUUAACGAUAACUAUAGAUGACAGCGAAGAUGAGGGCGAAGACAAUGUCAGGCAACAGGUACAGAUCUAUGCGAAGGACUCAAUGGACAGAUUCGGUGAUGAUUUGUGUGCACUUCUCUUGUUUCAACUCUCACUCGAAGACCGAUUCCGUUGCGAAUGUGUGUCCAAACAGUUCCAGAGGACAGCCUUCGGGAGUGUUGUGGACAUCACUCUUAACGACAAUCUUAUAAGUAAAACACAGGGUAUUCCAGAAACAGAAACAUAUUACAACAUCACCACGUCCAAUACCAUUGACUGUCGAGAAAUGACAUUACCUAAUAAUCUCAUUCCCGAAGUGUUGGCCAUAUUUCGAGACAAUUGCCGACAUUUACGGGAAAUUUACUGCAAUUUAUGGCGAAAUCGUAAGCAAACAAUGGGUUCUUUGGGACCAUUGAUCACACGAAUCGGUUGUCUUAAUCAUAUCGACUGUCAAUCGCUCACUCAGUGCAACCGUUUCUCAGACUUACAGUCGGUGUUUGUCUCACAUCUCAAGACUACCGGCGCUGAAAACAUUGAACAUAAGUUCCAACUGUAA